CUAGUGGUUGUCUUUGCUUCUCUUCUCGCCGGCAUCUCGCCGUGCCUCGCUUCGCCGUCGCGCCUGUGCUACUUCCCCUCUUCCUUGCUCGCAGGUUGGCGGUUCCCUUCUCCUCGCCGGAGGUAUAGUGGUUGCCGUCUCUCUUUCUCUUUCUGUCUCUCUCGCGCGCGAGCGAGCUUGCUGGGUCACCGCUUGAGCGAACUCUCCGCCAGCUUGAGCUUGCCACCGGUGUUCCGCCUUGCUCUAGGGUUCUUUUCGAUUUUAUUACUAAUAAGCCCUUUUCAUUACCAGUUUGUAGGGCAUAGGCUGAGCAAGGUCGAACUUCAUCAAGCAUCCUAGAAGCAAUGGAAGACGGUGAAGUAGUUGAUAUCAAUGCAACAUCUACCACUUUGGAGCCAGAUAAAAGCACAAGGGGAGGAUUAUGUCUACCCGAUAAAGAUAGGUUGACAUUCAGGCCCCCUCGGCCAAAGUCGACUUUGGGUUUGGAUAAACUUGCUAGUGUGAAAAGGGGAUCAAAUGAUGAAAGAAAUUAUAAAGUUCAUAGCGAAAGACAAAUUUCUGCUUCCAGUUCAAUUGAUGAAUAUGAGAUGUUUGGUUCGUCUGGAUUAGAAGAUCUCACUAGUGUCUCAGAACAAAGGGAGCAUAGUCAUGCAUCUCGUCGCUACCGUGGAGCCAAAAUUGAAGAAAAAUCACAUCUAGGCGAAGGGCAUCAGUCUACUUCCAGCAAAAGGCUAAAUGAGUCUCCGCAAAAUGACGAGCCACCAAAUUCGAGAAAUUCUCGGACUGCUCACCCUCAAGGUCAUGGAAAACAUAGGGGGAAAUACUUUUCUACUGAUGAUAGAGAACAUCAUAGUAGACAACAUGAUCAUAAAAUACUUGGACAUAAGCAGAAGGGUCCUGAGAAUUAUGCUAGAAAGAGGAGUCGACAUGAGCAUAUUUCAAGGACACCUGGUAGAUCUGAUUGGGAUGAUGGAAGAUGGCAAUGGGAUGAUACUCCUCGUCACGAUGGUCGUGAUAGCCACUCUAUUUCCUACAAGCCCAAUCGUUUCUCACCAUCUCCUAUGCUAGCUGGGGCAUCACCAGAUGCACGGUUAGUGUCUCCAUGGUUGGGUGGAAAUACACCUCGUUCUGCAGUUACAGCUUCACCGUGGGAUCAUAUUGCUCCUUCUCCGGUGCCAAUACGUGCAUCGGGCUCCUCCAGAAAAGCUUCUGAGUCUACUAGUCGUCGAAGAAUGCAUCAGCCUACCUCUUCUUCGGUUACAAUUUGGGAGGACAAUGGGGUUGAUAAGAACAAUUCGGCACUUGAACAAACAUACAACAUUACAGAUGAAAUGCGUCAGGAAAUGGAUUAUAACGCUGAUCGGGCAUGGUAUGACAGAGAAGAAAUUAACACGAUGUUUGAUGCUGAUAGCUCAUCAAUUUUUCUCGGGGAUGAUGCAUCAUACCAGAAGAAAGAAUCAGAGUUGGCGAAGAAGUUGACUCGAAAAGAUGGAUCGCUAAUGACCCUUGCCCAAAGUAAGAAGCUGUCACAGCUCACUGCUGAUAAUGCUCAAUGGGAAGACCGGCAGCUUUUGAGAUCUGGAGCUGUUAGAGGGACAGAGGUGCAGAUGGAAUUUGAGGAUGAAGAUGAGCGCAGAGUUAUUCUGCUUGUUCAUGAUACAAAGCCUCCUUUCCUUGAUGGGAGGGCUGUUUACACAAAGCAGGUGGAGCCUGUCAUGCCUAUAAAAGAUCCCACAUCAGACAUGGCCAUAAUAUCACGAAAGGGUUCUGCAUUGGUGAGGGAUAUUCAUGAAAAGCAAAGCAUGAACAAGUCACGGCAACGGUUCUGGGAGCUUGCAGGAUCAAAACUUGGAGAUAUAUUAGGUGUUGAGAAAACAGCUGAGCAGGUCGAUGCAGAUACAGCCAAAGUAGGAGAGCAUGGUGAAGUUGACUUCAAGGAAGAUGCAAAGUUUGCUCAGCACAUGAAGGAAAAGGGUGAAGCUGUCAGUGAAUUUGCUAAGUCAAGGUCCAUAGAGCAACAAAGGCAAUAUCUACCUAUAUUUUCAGUCCGCGAGGAGUUGCUGCAGGUGGUCCGCGAAAAUCAGGUUAUUGUGGUGGUCGGUGAAACUGGUUCAGGAAAAACCACACAGCUAACACAGUACUUGCUUGAGGAUGGGUAUACACGGAAUGGGAUUGUUGGUUGUACCCAACCCAGACGUGUGGCGGCGAUGAGUGUUGCAAAGCGAGUAAGUGAAGAAAUGGACACUAAAUUGGGUGAUAAAGUCGGGUAUGCCAUUAGAUUUGAGGAUGUUACAGGACCAGACACUUUGAUAAAGUACAUGACAGAUGGUGUACUUCUUCGAGAAACUUUGAAAGACUCUGAUCUAGACAAAUAUCGUGUCGUUAUCAUGGAUGAAGCGCAUGAGAGGUCACUAAGUACUGAUGUUUUGUUUGGUAUACUGAAAAAAGUUGUCGCUCGAAGGCGUGACUUCAAGCUCAUUGUUACAUCAGCAACACUAAAUGCCCAAAAGUUCUCCAACUUUUUCGGAAGUGUGCCAAUAUUUCACAUUCCUGGAAGGACGUUUCCUGUGAACAUAUUGUACAGUAAAACACCUUGUGAAGACUAUGUUGAAGCUGCAGUGAAGCAGGCUAUGACAAUUCACAUAACCAGCCCUCCUGGUGACGUUCUCAUCUUCAUGACAGGACAGGAUGAGAUUGAAGCCACCUGUUAUGCCCUCGCUGAGCGUAUGGAGCAGCUAAUUACAUCCACCAGCAAGGCUGUGCCCAAGCUUUCCAUACUGCCCAUAUACUCUCAGUUGCCGGCUGACCUGCAAGCUAAAAUCUUCCAGAAAGCUGAGGAUGGGGCUCGCAAAUGCAUUGUGGCAACCAACAUUGCAGAGACAUCUUUAACAGUGGAUGGAAUCCUGUAUGUAAUAGACACAGGUUACGGCAAAAUGAAAGUCUACAACCCGAGGAUGGGUAUGGAUGCACUCCAAGUUUUUCCAGUCAGCCGAGCAGCAGCUGAUCAGCGGGCUGGGAGAGCAGGCAGAACUGGUCCAGGCACAUGCUAUCGUUUGUACACAGAAUCGGCCUACCAAAAUGAAAUGCUCCCAAACCCUGUUCCGGAAAUCCAGAGGACCAACCUUGGUAAUGUUGUUCUGCUGCUUAAAUCAUUAAAGGUCGAGAACCUAUUGGACUUUGACUUCAUGGAUCCGCCUCCUCAGGAGAACAUUCUUAACUCUAUGUACCAACUUUGGGUGCUGGGUGCAUUGAAUAAUGUUGGCAGCCUCACGGACCUUGGCUGGAAAAUGGUUGAGUUUCCCCUUGAUCCACCACUGGCGAAGAUGUUACUGAUGGGGGAGCAGCUGGAGUGUAUAAAUGAAGUGCUGACUAUUGUUUCAAUGCUUUCAGUUCCCUCAGUUUUCUUCCGUCCAAAGGACCGAGCAGAGGAAAGUGAUGCGGCGAGGGAGAAAUUCUUUGUCCCUGAAUCUGAUCACCUGACACUUCUAAAUGUGUACCAGCAGUGGAAAUCAAACCAGUACCGUGGUGACUGGUGCAACGAUCACUUCUUGCAUGUCAAAGGUCUCAAGAAAGCAAGGGAAGUUAGGUCCCAAUUGCUGGACAUUCUCAAAUCCCUGCAUAUCCCUCUGACAUCAUGCGGGAUGGAUUGGGAUGUGGUGCGGAAGGCCAUAUGUUCAGCAUAUUUCCACAAUUCCGCAAGGCUGAAAGGUGUUGGAGAGUAUGUGAAUUGCCGCAAUGGAAUGCCAUGCCAUCUUCAUCCAAGCAGUGCUCUCUAUGGCUUGGGAUAUACACCAGAUUAUGUUGUCUACCAUGAACUUAUACUAACCACUAAGGAGUAUAUGCAGUGUGUAACUGCAGUUGAACCACAGUGGCUUGCGGAGUUGGGGCCUAUGUUCUUCUCUGUUAAAGAGUCUGACACUUCCUUGCUUGAUCACAAGAAGAAACAAAAGGAAGAGAAAACGGCGAUGGAGGAGGAGAUGGAGCAGCUGAGGAAAGAGAAAGCAGAAGAAGAGAGGAACAAGCUGGAGAAGGAACGCGAGAAGAGGGCCAGCCAGCAGCAGCAGGUCAUAAUGGCUGGACUGAACCAAGCCUCGUCUGUGUUCCGCAGACCAAAAAAGAUGGGCUUGUAAAUAUUAACAUGAGUUCGCUCCACUGAUGGCGGUUAGCAUUCACAAAGAUGGCUGAUAAAAGCAAAACAUCUCCCAUCAUAUGAGUGUGUAUUUCUUUAACAGCAUCUGAAAAAUAUUGGUGUUUUUCUUGCAAGAUUGUGAGGCAAAAAUGUUAUAAGCUGUAAUGUUAAAUUUGUGUAUUCAUGAGUUUAGAACUAAAAUUUCAAUUUUUAUACUGGCAACUUGUAAGGGAUCAAGUUAUGAUGACAAUUAAUGACAUUUGUGUGUGUGUGUGGUCCGAGCAUUUGAAAUUA
Messenger RNA from Dioscorea cayenensis subsp. rotundata (Guinea yam), 4423 nucleotides. RefSeq names its product pre-mRNA-splicing factor ATP-dependent RNA helicase DEAH7-like. Gene Ontology annotation, molecular function: ATP binding; RNA binding. The transcript has 18 exons. The coding region runs from base 345 to 4130 and encodes 1261 amino acids. The record is from RefSeq and is a predicted model, not a curated record. Gene Ontology annotation, cellular component: spliceosomal complex; intracellular anatomical structure. Gene Ontology annotation, biological process: mRNA splicing, via spliceosome. NCBI's taxonomy places the organism in Eukaryota, Viridiplantae, Streptophyta, Magnoliopsida, Dioscoreales, Dioscoreaceae.